AUGCCGCACGCCGACUCGAGCCUCGUCCCAGAGGACAUCAAGACCAAGCCCGAGUUCUACGCCCACAUCCACGAGCAGCUCGAGGCCCUCCUCGACGGCCACAGGUGGUGGGUGUCCAACCUCGCCCAGGUCUCGUCGCUCCUGUAUCACUCGUAUGCCGGCAGCGCGCUGUACGGCCUCUUGUCCGAGGAGACCACUACCCCAGUCGUCAACUGGUGCGGCUUCUACCUGCGUCCCGACGGCGCAGGCCCCCUCGUGCUCGGGCCAUACCACGGCCGCCCGGCGUGCGUCACCAUCCAGGCCGUCAAGGGCAAGGGCGUGUGCGCCGAUGCGUUUGUCACGGACACGGGCGUCGUUGUGACCGACGUGGACGCGUACCCGGGCCACAUUGCCUGUGAUGGCGACACAAAGUCUGAGAUUGUCCUUCCUCUCCGCCUCAACACGCCCGAGGGCCCCAAGACUGUCGGCGUGUUGGAUCUCGACUCGACCAAGUUCUCGUCCUUUGACGAGCACGACCUGGCGGGUCUCGAGCGCGUCGUCGAGAUCCUCGCAGCCGCAUCCGACUACCCCUAA
Apiotrichum porosum is the source of this 573-nucleotide messenger RNA. RefSeq lists its product as uncharacterized. Lineage: Eukaryota; Fungi; Basidiomycota; Tremellomycetes; Trichosporonales; Trichosporonaceae. Gene Ontology annotation, molecular function: protein binding; L-methionine (R)-S-oxide reductase activity. The record is from RefSeq and is a predicted model, not a curated record. Gene Ontology annotation, cellular component: cytosol. Bases 1 to 573 code for a protein of 190 amino acids. The transcript is spliced from 3 exons.